Molecule: messenger RNA, 386 nt
Organism: Ctenocephalides felis (cat flea)
Lineage: Eukaryota; Metazoa; Arthropoda; Insecta; Siphonaptera; Pulicidae
Product: ubiquitin-fold modifier 1
Exons: 4
Coding region: 105-371 (88 amino acids)
Biological process (GO): protein K69-linked ufmylation
Cellular component (GO): nucleus; cytoplasm
Source: RefSeq, a predicted model, not a curated record
GAUUUUUGACAGUAGCGAUUUUUAGUGAAUCUGAAUUUGUGCACUUUCAACAAUAGUUAUUAAUUUCAAAAUUUAAUUAAUAUUUAAAAUUUUAUUAGUGAAAAAUGUCAGCGAAAGUUACUUUUAAAAUCACUCUUACUUCAGAUCCCAAACUUCCAUUCAAAGUUUUAAGUGUUCCUGAUGCCACUCCAUUCACAGCAGUAUUAAAAUUUGCAGCAGAAGAAUUCAAAGUAGAACCUACAACAUCUGCUAUAAUUACGGAUGAUGGGAUUGGUAUAAAUCCUUCGCAAACUGCGGGAAAUGUAUUUUUAAAACAUGGUGCAGAGUUACGAUUAAUUCCUAGAGAUAGAGUAGGCAGUUUAUAUUAUUAGUUCAAUAUUAAAUUU